GCUGGUUAUGUGAUGGAUAAAUGUAAACUGAUGUGGUGUCCUGCAGGAGGAAUUAAUGGAUCGGGAAAGGAUGGAUGGAAGGAAGCUGCUGGAAGCGAGGAGGGCUGUUUUAGCCAAGGAAGAGAUGGACUUCAGGAGGGGCAUCACAGUGGACAUGAUGUCUGAUGAGGAGGAUGGCACAGCUGAUGGGGAAGCUGGGUGGAUAGUUCGGCCCCCAUCCUUCAGGAGCCAGGAGCUGUCUGCUCUGUGUUCAACUUUACAGAAGAGACUGGAAAAUGACCCGAAAUACCAGGCAACCCACCACAAAAGGCUGCAUUAUGGGCCACCCUCCGCAAGACCUGCUCCAUCUUUUUAUGACCCUGAAGCAGCCAAGAGACACUUGAGUUAAAUAGUUUUAGUGUGUGACCCAGACAAGGGGAACACAGUGUAAAGCAUGUUUGUUUUUUAUUUUUAUUUUUUUAAAUAAAGCUCCU
This is a messenger RNA of Dicentrarchus labrax (European seabass), 473 nucleotides long. RefSeq lists its product as uncharacterized. The transcript has 2 exons. Bases 56 to 388 code for a protein of 110 amino acids. The record is from RefSeq and is a predicted model, not a curated record. Lineage: Eukaryota; Metazoa; Chordata; Actinopteri; Moronidae.